AUGGCUCUUCAAGAUCUGUACGCAGCACUGAAUAUGCCACCACAACUCAAGGGAUGGAAACUGAGUGAUGGUGACCCUUGCAGAGAAUCAUGGAAAGGAGUUUCUUGCUCUGGAUCAUCAGUCAUACUCCUCGAACUUCAUGGGCUUGAGUUGUCUGGACAUCUAGGGUUCCAGCUCUCCAAUCUCCACAGCUUGAAGAAGCUAGAUGUCAGUUUCAAUAACCUUCAGGGUGAAAUUCCUUACAGCUUACCUUCAAAUGCCACACACAUAAAUUUAGCAUGCAACAAUUUUACUGCAAAUAUCCCAUCUACAGUUACCUCUUUGGAAAAUCUGUGGCAUCUGAACUUGAGCCACAAUUUUUUAUCUGGGCCUGUGGGGAAUGUAUUCGAGGGGCUACAAAAUCUUAAAGAACUGGAUCUGUCAUACAAUAACUUCACUGGAGAUCUACCUAGUUGCUUUGGAUCUUUGACAAAUCUUAGUAGAUUGUUCUUGCAGAAUAAUAGAUUUACUGGAUCGGUAAUGCUGUUGGCUGGUCUACCUCUCCAUGACCUGAACAUUCAAGAUAAUCAUUUUAGCGGUGUUCUUCCUAACCAAUUCCAAUAUAUACACAACUUGUGGUUUUGGGGCAACACUCUCAAGCCAAGCGAAAAUGAUCCACCAUGGAAUUUCACGUUAGGAACCAUCCCAACUGGGAAGAAUGCUAGUCAUCCACCAACUAAUAAGUCGAGCGCUAUUGAGAAUUUUUCUUAUCCUCGUGAAGGAGCUAUCCACAAGAAGAAAGGACUUGGUCCAGCCGGAGUAGCCGGCAUGGUUGUUGGUGGAACUCUACUGGUGACCUGUGCAGCACUGAUCAUUGUGGUCCACAUUCAUCGAUCUCUAGCGAUAAAACGUUUGAGUGUGGAGAUCCGCAGCGAUUGCUCACAUCACUCUCUUCCACUCAAUACCAUCAGAGAUUAUUGUUCUCAUGCAAAAAAGAGCCUACAAUCCUCGGCUCCUCCUGUGGCUGCUGCAUGGCAUGUACCCCCCACUUGCUCCAGAGGGAGUGGGAAGUCUGUGCGAAGUUUCUCCGAGACGCAGAAAUUUCCAGUGGCUGCUAAAGUUUAUUCAGUGGCAGAGCUUCAAUUAGCAACAAACAACUUCAAUGAGAAGAACCUUCUGGGAGAGGGAUCUCUUGGUUCUGUUUAUAAAGCAGAGUUUCCCAAUGGUCAGGUUUUGGCAGUGAAGAAUGUCAAUACGGUGCCACUGUCUCUCCAUGAAGAACAAUUCUUGCAAGUGAUUCAGAACGCAGCCUGCUUGAGGCAUCCAAACAUUAUAGCACUUCUGGGCUAUUGUCUUGAGCGUGGACAGCAUCUACUUGUCUAUGAGUAUGUCAGAAAUUUCAGUCUUGACGAUGCUCUGCAUAUCAAAGCACAUAAUACUCUCUCUUGGGGCCUGCGACUCAGAAUUUCUUUUGGCAUAGCACAAGCCUUGGACUAUCUGCAUUCAAAAUGCUUGCCUCCUGUUGCUCACAACAAUUUAAAGGCUGCUAACAUAUUACUUGAUGAGGAGCUCAAGCCCUGUAUCUCUGACUGUGGGCUUAGCAUUUUGAGGCCCCUUAAGAGCAACAGUGUUAAACUCAAGGCUUCUGAAAUGGCUAUUUGGGAUACCAGUUACAUUGCACCUGAAUCCAUUCAAAAUGGAGUUGAUGGCAUAAAGGGUGACAUCUAUGCCUUCGGGGUAUUGCUUUUAGAGCUGUUAACAGGAAAGAGGCCUUUUGAUAGUUCAAGACCAAGGGAAGAGAGAUAUCUGGUGAAUUGGGCAUCUUCCCGGCUUCACGAUAAGGUGUCUCUGCAAGGGAUGGUUGAUCCAAGCAUGAAAGGAACAUUCUCUUCCAGGGUGCUCUCUCGGUUUGCUGACAUUGUCUCCCUCUGCAUUCAGCCCGAGAAGGAAUUCCGUCCACCAAUAUCAGAAAUGGUGGAAUCGCUCGCACAUCUGAUACACGACGAGGUCUCAACAGGAACUGAAAAAUGCUCCACCACUGCAGAUGACAACGAACUCGAUCUCUUUGAUGACAAGUCCUUCAGAUCAACACACACGAGAUUCUUUGGCUCGCCUUCGAUGAGCUGCUAUUCAUCAGCCCCUUGAGGAUUUUUGACGGGCUGCUUCUUGCAUUUGAGAAACAAGGCCUGUGCAAUUCCUGUUUGCACGUAUGAACAUGAUUGACCAUUAUUCUUUCUCAACUCCACAGUGAUAUAAUUUGCUGCUUGCAAUUCCACCAGCGACUAUUCUUCUAUGAGUUACAACUACUGAUAAACAAAGAAUCAAAUCUC
Molecule: messenger RNA, 2309 nt
Organism: Diospyros lotus (date-plum)
Lineage: Eukaryota; Viridiplantae; Streptophyta; Magnoliopsida; Ericales; Ebenaceae
Product: protein STRUBBELIG-RECEPTOR FAMILY 2
Exons: 15
Coding region: 1-2124 (707 amino acids)
Biological process (GO): protein phosphorylation
Molecular function (GO): protein binding; protein kinase activity; ATP binding
Source: RefSeq, a predicted model, not a curated record